UGCGCCUCACACACACACACACUAUGGUAUCACUUCAGUGAAGCUGCUGAGUGAAACGCGGUCUGUUUUAAUCCCCUUCAGUCCCAAUGCCCUGUUGCACUGUGUCUAAGGAAACACUCCUAAGUUCGGCUACAUUAGGGCUCGUGUUUAUAACCGCUUAUUACGUCGGUCAACGCCACAGCAGGAGGUUCAGGAUGAGUAACUUUAAGAGCCAUGUGGCAGGAAAAGACGACCCUGUGAUGCAGUACAUACUGAACCACUCACUAAGAGAACAUCCAGCUCUGAAGAAGCUCAGACUCAAAACCAUGGAGCACAAGGGGAACCCUAUGAUGGUGGCGUGUGAACAGUCUCAGUUCAUGGCAAACCUAGCAAGACUCAUCAAAGCCAAGAAGGCCAUUGAGAUCGGUGUGUAUACAGGCUACAACACUCUGAGCAUUGCGCUGGCGUUACCUGGCGAUGGUAAGGUGGUGGCGUGUGACGUGAGUGAAGAAUACGCUAACAUCGGGAAGCCCUUCUGGAAAGAGGCUGGUGUUGAACACAGAAUAGACCUGCACCUGCAGCCGGCGCUCAAAACUCUGGAUGACCUUCUAGCUGCAGGGGAGGCCGAGACCUUUGACUUUGUGUUUAUCGACGCUGAUAAGCAGAAUUACGACAAUUAUUAUGAGAAAUCACUGCAGCUGGUGAGGAAAGGAGGAAUCAUCGCCAUCGACAAUGUGCUGUGGAGUGGGAAGGUGCUGAAUCCUGCAGAUGAUGACUUUGACACACAGAGCAUCGCAGCACUGAAUAAGAAGCUGCACAGUGACGUGCGAGUCAACCUGAGCAUGCUGACGGUGGGGGACGGACUCUCACUCGCCUUUAAACUAUAACACACGCUAACGUGUGUGUGUGUGUGUCCUGCUCCAACACACCUGACACAAGGUUAUCAGCGAAGGAAGGAGCACAACACCAACGCCUUACACACCCCUAUCAGUUCCACACACUGAUACACACCCAGACACACCCCCUGUCUAUCAGUUCCACCCUGACACGCCCCGUCUAUCAGUUCCACACCCUGACACGCCCCCUGUCUAUCAGUUCCACACCCCGACACGCCCCCGUCUAUCAGUUCCACACCCUGACACGCCCCCUGUCUAUCAGUUCCACCCUGACACACCCCCGUCUAUCAGUUCCACACCCUGAUACGCCCCCUGUCUAUCAGUUCCACACCCUGACACGCCCCCAUCUAUCAGUUCCACACCCAGACACACCCCGUCUAUCAGUUCCCCACCCUGACACGCCCCCGUCUAUCAGUUCCACACCCAGACACACCCCGUCUAUCAGUUCCACACCGACACGCCCUCUGUCUAUCAGUUCCACACCCAGACACACCCCGUCUAUCAGUUCCACACCCUGACACGCCCCAUGUCUAUCAGUUCCACACCCUGACACACCCCGUCUAUCAGUUCCACACCCUGACACGCCCCCUGUCUAUCAGUUCCACCCUGACACACCCCCGUCUAUCAGUUCCACACCCUGAUACGCCCCCUGUCUAUCAGUUCCACACCCUGACACGCCCCCAUCUAUCAGUUCCACACCCAGACACACCCCGUCUAUCAGUUCCCCACCCUGACACGCCCCCGUCUAUCAGUUCCACACCCAGACACACCCCGUCUAUCAGUUCCACACCCUGACACGCCCUCUGUCUAUCAGUUCCACACCCAGACACACCCCGUCUAUCAGUUCCACACCCUGACACGCCCCAUGUCUAUCAGUUCCACACCCUGACACACCCCGUCUAUCAGUUCCACACCCUGACACGCCCCCUGUCUAUCAGUUCCACACCAUGUGACACUGUAUCCAUGAUCUGAUGGCCUUUGACCUCAUUGUUGCUUAAUUCCAUUAAGUUAGUUUAAUGUAUAGAUUCUUAUAGAGUGAUCUACUGCAGUGUCACUGCUGAAAUCAUGUCAGUAUUCGAGUGACUCCUCUUACAGGAAUUAACAACUAUUCGUUUUUUAUUAAGAUAACAAAUUUCAGCUACACUAAGUUAAGUUAGAUCAAGCAGGUUAGCGUUGUGUAAAUCACACCUCAAGGUGUACGUGAAGCUGUUGUGUGUCGUGUGUGUAACUACAUUAAACCAUCUGUAACCCA
Tachysurus vachellii is the source of this 2127-nucleotide messenger RNA. Its product is annotated as catechol O-methyltransferase domain-containing protein 1-like. Lineage: Eukaryota; Metazoa; Chordata; Actinopteri; Siluriformes; Bagridae. The record is from RefSeq and is a predicted model, not a curated record. The transcript is spliced from 7 exons. Gene Ontology annotation, molecular function: S-adenosylmethionine-dependent methyltransferase activity; O-methyltransferase activity. Bases 87 to 866 code for a protein of 259 amino acids.